Molecule: messenger RNA, 1737 nt
Organism: Colletotrichum siamense
Lineage: Eukaryota; Fungi; Ascomycota; Sordariomycetes; Glomerellales; Glomerellaceae
Gene: LIP2-0
Product: Lipase 2
Exons: 2
Coding region: 1-1737 (578 amino acids)
Source: RefSeq, a predicted model, not a curated record
AUGAGACCAGCUCUUUUCACCCAGUAUCUCUCCCUUGCCUUCUUACAACUCACACCAUCAACUUCAGCCUCCCAAACCCCCCUAACCACAACCACCAAACCACCCCCCAUCGUCAACAUCAGAAACGGCACCCUAGCAGGCAAACACAGCCCCUUCUACUCCCAAGAUUUCUUCCUCGGCAUCCCCUUCGCCGCGCCGCCCACCUCCAACCUCCGCCUCCGCCGCCCCGUCCCCGCCUCACCAUGGCCAAACUUCACUCGUCUCGCAGACUCCUACGGCCCCUACUGCAUGGGCAACGCUCUCCGCGUCCCGGGGAUCUACCAGCCCGACACAGCCCCGAUGAGCGAAGACUGCCUCCACCUCAACAUCGUCCGCCCCGCCAGCCCUCCUCCGGAACCCAAGCUGCCCGUCAUGGUCUGGAUUCACGGCGGCGGCUUCCAGCACGGCAGCGCCGUCGACGCGCGCUACAACGGCUCCUUCCUCGUCGCGCGGUCCGUGGCAAUGGGGACGCCUAUUAUCUUCGUCAGCGUGAACUACCGCCUCGGCCUGUUCGGCAUAAUGAACGCCGCGGGGGUGGAGGAGAAUCUGCUACUCCGCGACCAGAGGCAGGCGCUCAAGUGGGUGCAGGAGAACAUAGCCGCGUUUGGGGGUGAUCCGAGAAGGGUGACGAUCGCGGGGGAGAGCGCGGGGGCCGCGUCGGUUGGGUAUCACCUCAUGGCGCGGGACGAGGGAUUGUUUGGCAGCGCGAUCGCGCAGAGCGGCGGGCCGUUUUCGACGGCGCCGUUUUUGAGUGAAGAGGAGAAGAGGGUGCAGUUUGAGAGUGUGUUGAAUGUGACGGGCUGCGCGGGGGUUAAGGAGCCGCUGGCGUGUUUGCGUUCUGUCCCGGCUGAGGUGCUGAAUAAAGCGAGCAUGGCGGUUCCGUACUCGCACACCUUCGCGCUGGACGGCGACCUCGUCACCGACACGAGCUACAACCUCUUGCGCGCGGGUAAGUUCGUCAAAGUCCCGCUGCUCAUCGGGACGAACAGGAACGAGGCGACCUCCGUGGUGCAGUACGCCAUGCCGGGGCCGCUGAACACGCACGAAGACUUCGCGGGCAUCGUCGCGGCCUCGAACAGCGGGAAGCUCCCGCCCGAGGCGAUGGUGGAGAGGUGGUCGGCGCUGUACCAGGACGAGAUCGACGCGCCGUCGGCCGCGGGGCUGGGCACGGUGCGGCCGGACCCGGGCCCGGGCCCGGCGCUGGGGGCGGAGUACGGCAAGACGGCGCUGUUUCUCGGGGACGGGUUCUUUCAUGCGGGGAGGCGGCUUGCGGCAAGGGUGUGGACUGAGAGCGGGGUGGCGUGUUAUAGUUACUUUUUUGAUGUGGUGACGGCGAAUGUUGAUAAGGAGACGCUGGGGGCGACGCAUUUUCAGGAGAUUCCGUUUGUGUUUGGGGAUAAGGACGGUUCGGGGUGGGAGGUCGAUCCGUUUCCGAAAGAUGUCGAGUUGAGGAGGCAGUUUCAGGAGUUGGCGGGUGUAAUGAGCGGGAUGUGGAUCAGCUUUGUGGUUUCGGGGUCGCCAAAUGAUCAUCACCAAGAGUCAGUCGGUAAUAUCACUUGGCCGGUGUACACGCGAGGAAAGCCGGAGAACAUGGUGUUCAGUGCUACGGACGGUCUCAGCCUACAGCCUGAUACGUGGAGAGAGGAAGCCAUUCAGAUGUUCUUUGGUCUGGCGGAUAUGAAUAGUAGACAGCCGUGA